AUGGCACCAACACGCACCUCGUUGGCAGCUGGUAAUGGAGCCGCUGUCGAGCCAGAGGCCAAGAAGAUCAAGCCCAACCCUGCGACGGAUCCCGUUGUCUACGAUAUCUUCCACCAGAAGUUCACCAGCGACGGUCUCCCUUCCACUCCGGAAGGGUGGAUCGAGCGCGCUCGCCACGUAAGCGAGAUCUUGGCUCAAGAUGUUGCUGCGCGAGACAUUGGGAGUAGGUCUCCCAGAGCAGAAGUUGCACUCUUGAAGAGUGCCGGGCUCUUGAAAGUUCUUGGACCAAGAAAAUUCGAUGGAGGAGGACAAAGCUGGGAGGUUGGCUAUAGGGUCAUCCGAGAGGUGGCGAAGGGCGAUGGGAGUUUGGGCAUGCUGUUGGGGUAUCACUUGUUGUGGAGUACGACGGCGAACGUGGUAGGGACUGAGGAGCAGAAAGAGAGAAUCCAGAAACUGAUUAUUGAGAAUAACUACUUUGUUGGAGGUGCUGUCAACCCCCGGGACAAUGACUUGAGCAUCACCGAAGAGAGUGGCGAGCUGAUAUUUGAUGGCUUUAAGAAUUUCAAUACCGGUGGCGUUAUAUCGGAUCUUACUGUCUUGGAAGGUGUCUACGCAGGUACCGACGAUCACAUCUUUGCCUUCGUUCCCACCGCUCAGCCCGGCAUGGAGUUCGCACACAACUGGAACAACAUUGGUCUCCGUCUUACAGAAUCCGGCUCUGUCCGCAUCAAUAAAAUCCGUGUUCCUUGGGCCGACGCCCUGGGCUGGGACGUCAACACCAAAGCCCCAGACCCAGCAUACCUCUCCAUCCCCUUCGCCACGCUGCUCCUCCCCACCAUCCAGCUCGUCUUCUCCAACUUCUAUCUUGGCAUCGCCCAAGGCUCCCUCGACUUCGCCAAGAAGUACACCACCACCGCGACACGCGCUUGGCCCUACGGCGGCGACAACAAAGACUCGCCCACGGAAGAGUUCUACAUCCUUGAGCGCUACGGGAACUUCUUUGCCCAUCUCAGAGCGGCUGAGGCGCUGGCUGACCGUGCUGGGAAGGUGAUUUCGGAGGACGUGUAUGCCAAGCAUGGCGAGAAGAGGACGAUCAGUGAGAGGGAGCGAGGCGAUGCCGCGGAGUGGGUGGCCAGUGUCAAGGUGGUGACGACGGAUACGGCGCUCAGGGUUACAUCAGGGGUGUUCGAGGUUACGGGCAGUCGAGCGACAGGAAAGAAGGUUGGGCUGGAUCGGUUUUGGAGGGAUGUCAGGACGCAUUCGCUGCACGAUCCUGUGGCGUAUAAGAAUAGGGAGUUGGGCGAAUAUGUGUUGUUGGAUAAGAUUCCUGAGGUCACCUGGUAUACGUGA
Molecule: messenger RNA, 1350 nt
Organism: Drepanopeziza brunnea f. sp. 'multigermtubi' MB_m1
Lineage: Eukaryota; Fungi; Ascomycota; Leotiomycetes; Helotiales; Drepanopezizaceae
Biological process (GO): L-leucine catabolic process
Molecular function (GO): 3-methylbutanoyl-CoA dehydrogenase activity; flavin adenine dinucleotide binding
Source: RefSeq, a predicted model, not a curated record